AUGACCGCAACGCCGCCGUUCCCGGCCAACCGCCGCCGCCGCCACGUCGUCCAUUUCCGGGGUGUCAGGAGGAGGCCCUGGGGACGCUACGUCGCCGAGAUUAGGGACCCCGUCAAGAAGAUCCGCCUCUGGCUCGGAACCUUCAACACGCCGGAGGCCGCCGCCAGAGCUUACGACGCCGCCGCCCUCGCAUUCCGCGGCCACAGGGCCAAAACCAACUUCCCUCCCCCCGUCAACUUCCUCACAACCACCACCCUCCACCCGCCGCCGCCGCCGCAACACUUCUGGGCAGCACAAAAGACCAACAAUUACGACGAACCCAAACUCCCUACAACAAAAGGCAUCAAUCUCGACCUCAACCUCCCUCCACCGGAUAACUAA
Messenger RNA from Andrographis paniculata, 381 nucleotides. Its product is annotated as ethylene-responsive transcription factor 9-like. Gene Ontology annotation, biological process: ethylene-activated signaling pathway; regulation of DNA-templated transcription. Lineage: Eukaryota; Viridiplantae; Streptophyta; Magnoliopsida; Lamiales; Acanthaceae. Bases 1 to 381 code for a protein of 126 amino acids. The transcript has a single exon. Gene Ontology annotation, molecular function: DNA-binding transcription factor activity; DNA binding. The record is from RefSeq and is a predicted model, not a curated record.